AACUCAACAAAGCUGCUGCUAAGCUACUGGUGUUAAUAGUCGUAGAAAAAUGGGUCGGGUACGCACCAAAACCGUGAAAAAGGCCUCGCGAGUGAUCAUCGAGAAGUACUACACGCGUUUGACGCUCGACUUCCACACCAACAAACGCAUUUGCCAAGAAGUGGCCAUUAUACCCACCAAAAGACUGCGCAAUCAAAUCGCCGGCUUCGUCACGCACCUGAUGAAGAGGCUGCGCCACUCCCAGGUGCGCAACAUCUCCAUCAAGCUUCAGGAGGAGGAGCGGGAACGCAGGGACAACUUCGUGCCCGACAUUUCGGCAUUGGAACAGGACAUCAUCGAAGCUGACGUCGACACCAAGGAGAUGCUGAAGAUGAUGAAGUUCGACAACAUUCCCAACCUUCAGCCCACUUACUGACAGGUGAAUAAAUGACCACUGAGGUUAUUAA
Aethina tumida (small hive beetle) is the source of this 446-nucleotide messenger RNA. RefSeq names its product 40S ribosomal protein S17-like. Gene Ontology annotation, biological process: translation. Gene Ontology annotation, molecular function: structural constituent of ribosome. The transcript has a single exon. Bases 50 to 415 code for a protein of 121 amino acids. Gene Ontology annotation, cellular component: ribosome. The record is from RefSeq and is a predicted model, not a curated record. Lineage: Eukaryota; Metazoa; Arthropoda; Insecta; Coleoptera; Nitidulidae.